CUCCCUGCCAGCUGCAGUCGGUCCUGCGUUGUUCUCCUUCAGGACUCUUUCAGCCGGUUCAGUGUGACUCCAGCAGGGGGCAGUGUUGGUGUGUGGACCAGGACGGCAUGGAGCUCUACGGGACCAGACAGAACGGGACUCCUCGCCGCUGUCCUGGCGGCUGUGAGGUGAGGUCCAGGCGUCUGCUCCACGGCUCCGGGUCUCCUUCUCCUCCUCAGUGCGCCGAAGACGGCGGCUUCCUGCCGGUCCAGUGUCGGUUCAUCAACAUGACCGACAGAGCAGAGCUGGACCUGCUGCACACCUUCAACAGGUUCCCAGAAGCCUUUGAGACGUUCAGUAGUUUCAGGAAGUUUUUCCCGACGGUUUCCUCGUACUGCUUCUGUUCUGACAGCAGAGGCAGAGAGCUGGACAACACAGGUGUGGAGCUCCUCCUGUCUGAGGUCUACGACUCGGCCUUCUCCGGUCUUCGGUCCGGUCGCUCCUUCUCUCAGACCAACAUCUACAGAGUCCUGCGGAGGAGGAUGCUGGGAGUCCGGCUCGCCCUCACCGGACACUUCAGAUGUCCGUCUCCCUGUGAGGAGGAGCGGCGGGCAGCGAUGGAGGCGUCCAGCGUCUUCGUCCCGUCCUGUGAGACCGGAGGAGCCUUCGCCUCCAGACAGUGCCAGCAGGGGGGGCAGUGCUGGUGUGUGGACCCCACGGGGAGGGAGCUUCCUGGGACACGACAGCAGGGAGACUCCCCGGUCUGCAGUUCAGGUCUUGCCGACUGUCCCUCUCGGCGUCGCCUGGCUCUGUCGCGGCUCUUCUCCGGUCCCGUUGAUCCGCCCAUCCUGGCCUCCUCUGGCAGAUCUCCGGCCUCCUGUCUCCCCCUCCUCCGUCCUCUCGUGGAGCUCCUGCCGGUGGAGGCGGAUCCGACCUCCUUCCUGUCUCAGCUGGUCGAAGUCCUCCACGGUCUCUUCCCCUCGGUGGGCGGGGCUCUGCAGGCUCUGGCUCGCUCCUCCCCCCGUCGCCUCCAGGAGAACCUGUUCGGAGGGAAGUUCCUGAAGAACGCCGCCUCCUUUAACUUCAGCGGGGCGGUAGGAGCUCGAGGAGCCCUGGGUCUGGACCGGCUCUCCUCUCAGAGCGUCACCGUCAGCCUCCGGAAGAACCGGGACCUGGUCCUGUCUGUCAGCAGGGCUCUGGAGGACCCGGCCUUCCUCUCGGCCCUUCAACAGACACUGAAGGAGCUCAGCAGCUCGCAGUCUCUGGACCAGGUUCUGGCUCCUCUGCUGCGUUCCUGCUCCGGAGACGGGGAGGAGGACACGGCGGCCGUCUUUGUCCCGAGCUGCACGUCCAGCGGCGGUUUCCAGGAGGUCCAGUGUCUGGGUGGAGAGUGCUGGUGUGUCGACGCUCAGGGUCAGGAGGUGGCGGGGUCGCGUGUCGUCGGAAGUCGACCUCGCUGUCCGUCCCGCUGCGAGAGAGAGCGAGCGAUGGCGCUGAAGGUGAAAGGAAAGCUGGCGGCCGGGGCUGAGAUCCACGUCCCGGCGUGCUCUGAGGACGGAGACUUCCUGCCGCUGCAGUGCGUGGGACCACGCUGCUUCUGUGUGGACGCUGAGGGCAGAACAGUGUCUGCGGGGCCAGCAGGGGGCGCCGUCACCU
This is a messenger RNA of Micropterus dolomieu (smallmouth bass), 1635 nucleotides long. Its product is annotated as thyroglobulin-like. NCBI's taxonomy places the organism in Eukaryota, Metazoa, Chordata, Actinopteri, Centrarchiformes, Centrarchidae. Gene Ontology annotation, biological process: cell-matrix adhesion. Gene Ontology annotation, cellular component: basement membrane. The annotation marks the transcript as partial. The record is from RefSeq and is a predicted model, not a curated record. The transcript has 7 exons.